Messenger RNA from Python bivittatus (Burmese python), 713 nucleotides. NCBI's taxonomy places the organism in Eukaryota, Metazoa, Chordata, Lepidosauria, Squamata, Pythonidae. The record is from RefSeq and is a predicted model, not a curated record.
UGAGACGGUCGUUUCCUGUCCUGGUGCAUGGUGGUCGGACGGAGGAAUUGUUGGAAAAUUUCUCAGCGAGGUAGACGAUGUUAUUAGCCCAGAUAAAUCGAGAUUCCCAGGGAAUGACGGAGUUCUCUGGAGGAGGGAUGGAAGCUCAGCAUGUAACACUCUGUUUAACAGAAGCUGUAGCCGUGCAAGAUGGAGACAACUUGGACAACAUGGAAGGAGUGAGCUUACAAGCAGUUACUCUUUCUGAUGGAUCCACUGCCUAUAUACAACACAAUUCAAAAGAUGGCAAAUUAAUGGAUGGCCAGGUGAUACAGCUGGAAGAUGGCUCAGCUGCCUAUGUCCAACAUGUUCCCAUGUCUAAAAGUAGAGACAGUCUUCAUUUAGAAGAUGGGCAGGCGGUUCAACUUGAAGAUGGAACAACAGCUUUCAUUCAUCACACUUCAAAAGACAGUUACGACCAGAGUGCCCUGCAAGCAGUACAACUAGAAGAUGGGACUACUGCUUACAUUCACCAUACAGUACAAGUGCCACAAUCAGAUACCAUAUUAGCUAUUCAGGCAGAUGGCACAGUGGCAGGUCUUCACACAGGAGAUGCUACUAUUGACCCAGAUACUAUAACUGCUCUGGAACAAUAUGCAGCCAAGGUGUCUAUUGAUGGAAGUGACAGUAGCGCUGGAAUGAUAGGUGACAGUGAACAAGAUAAAAAAAUGCAG